UGUAUCUACAUUCACGUGGUAGCUUCAACAAAUUGGCCAAUUUUCCGAGUAAAUAAAUAAACUAUGUGUUUUCCACAUUUUCCCUGACAAAAACCAUCGAAGAGUACUAGUAAAGUCACAAAGUACCGCAAACCCAUCGCCUUAUCAUGAUUGUUCAUCAUCUGUCACCAUAACCAAUUAAAUACUCGAAAUUGCCACGUAUUUGUCCGAAUCCCCAACUGCAACUACUAAAGAGAAUAGACUAGGAACAACCGGUGGAGUGUGUGCAUGGUAUUCUUCAUCGUGUUGUGACCCAGUGGUUUUUCACUGCUGUACUUCCAACGAUGGCGGAGAGCAAUGAACGAGUGGAUGAUCUCGUGCAAUCAGUCAGUCUUUACAAUCAGAGGAGAGUGAUAUUCAGUGGUUAUGUCCUACCGUUUUUAGCACUGCAGAACAUAUGGCUAUACAAUUGGUUAUUUAUUCAUGGUGCGGAGAAAUACUACCACGAGGGUUUUGUUGGUGUUGCUGUGAUUGGGGUUAUGCAGAUAUUUUUGUGUCUAUGCUGUCAGUGGUCUGUCCACAUCUACUGCUUCUUGAAUUGUAGUUCGACGAGGGAUCCCUACAACGCAACAGUUGUCAAGGUAAUCCCCACUCCGAAUAACGGCAGCUCAGAGCUAGUAACACUCCACCAGAAGCCGAACAAGGAUCCUUGGUUCAUAUUUCAAAAGACAAAGUACUGCUGGUCCCCCAACAAAAAGCGUUUCCAAGGUCUCCAGUUUCCCGUUACCGAGGCCGUAAAAACAUACUGCGAAUGGAGGGGCUACGCCAGCGAGGAGGAGGUCACGGAGGCCGAGGAGAAGUACGGAAAAAAUCAUCUGGACAUGGUGAUCCCCGAGGCCUGGGAGUUGUUCAAGGAGCGCGCAGUUGCACCCUUCUUCGUAUUCCAGGUGUUCUGCGUCUCCCUCUGGUGCUUCGACGAGUACUGGUACUAUAGCAUCUUCACACUCUUCAUGCUGAUAAUGUUCGAGUACAUGUUGGUUCGUCAGCAACUCCGAAACAUGGCAGAAAUUCGUAAAAUGGGAACCAACCCCUACAUGAUGAACGUCUAUAGAAACAGAAGAUGGAGGAUGAUGUUCAUAGAUCAAUUGGUUCCUGGGGACAUUGUCUCCCUCAUCAGAUCCCAGAGUGACCAGUUGGUUCCCUGUGACAUUCUGCUCCUGAGGGGCCAAUGUGUCGUAGAUGAGAGCAUGCUCACUGGUGAGUCAGUCCCCCAAAUGAAGGAAUCAGUUGAGGAGAUCGAGCCCAACCAGGACCUGAACAUCGACAGAGAACACAAGAUCCACGUUCUGUUUGGAGGAACAAAAAUCGUCCAACACACACCCCUCAGCAAAGUCACAUCUGGUCUUAAUCCAACAGACAAGGGCUGCGUUGGAUACGUCCUGAGAACUGGUUUCUCCACAUCCCAGGGUAAACUUCUGAGGACAAUUCUCUUUGGAGUCAAGAGAGUGACAGCAAACAAUCUCGAGACCUUUGGAUUCAUUUUGUUCCUCCUGAUCUUCGCUAUCGCUGCUGCUGCCUAUGUCUGGAUAAACGGAACAGCAGAUCCCGAGAGAAGUCGAUACAAAUUAUUCUUGGAAUGCUGCUUGAUCCUGACAUCGGUGAUACCUCCCGAGCUGCCCAUUGAGCUCUCAUUGGCAGUCAAUACGUCGUUGGUGGCACUUUCCAAGCUCGGGGUAUACUGCACAGAGCCCUUUAGAAUGCCUUUUGCUGGAAAAGUGGAGUUCUGUUGCUUUGACAAAACUGGAACGCUGACGAGUGACAAUUUAGUUGUAGAAGGAAUCACUGGGAUCGAUGGAGAUACCACUAUCAUGAAUGUUGAUGAGGCUCCAAUUGAAAGCAUUCAAGUGCUGGCAACUUGUCAUUCACUGGUGCAGCUGGACGGAGGAAUCGUGGGGGAUCCACUUGAGAAAGCUACUCUGAAAGCUGUCAAGUGGACUCUCACAAAGAACGAGGCUGUUGUACCCAAUAAGGGAAAGGCUAGGGCUCUCAAGAUUUUCCACAGAUUCUACUUCUCGUCGAGUCUCAAAAGAAUGUCUGUUAUCGUUGGGAAUACUCUACCUAAUUCCACUGAAGUUCAGUACAUGGUAACUGUCAAGGGAGCGCCAGAAACUCUAAAAAGUAUGUUCUCUUCUAUUCCUGAUAAUUACGAGGCAACUUACUUGGGCCUGUCCAGGAGGGGAGCUAGGGUUCUAGCUCUGGGGUACAAGAAGCUUCCCUCUACGCUGAGCUCCCAUGAUCUCAGGGGUCUGUCACGAGAUGAAUUAGAAAAUGAUUUGGUCUUCGUGGGAUUUGUGAUUAUCAGUUGUCCGCUGAAGCCAGAUUCAUCAGAUGUUAUCAAGGAGAUUAUUAAUGCUUCUCAUGUGGUCGUCAUGAUCACUGGAGAUAAUCCUCUCACUGCUUGUCAUGUGAGUAGAGAGCUUCAUUUUACGAAGAAGCCUACGACGUUGAUAAUGACUCCGAAGGGGGCUGAAUGGUAUUGGGAGAGUGUCGAUCAGCAGACCACAAUCGAUCUGGGGAGGGCCAAUGUCGAGACUAGAGGAAAGGAGAUCUGGAAGAAUUAUGCAUUGUGUAUCACUGGAGAUGGGCUCCAGUAUUUGCGAGAGAAUGAUCCAGUACUUCUGAAGAAACUACUCCCCCAUAUCGUGAUUUAUGCCAGAUGUGAGCCCAAGCAGAAAGAGUUCAUUGUGAUCUCCUUACAAGAGCUAGGGUUCACGACACUCAUGUGUGGAGAUGGGACCAAUGAUGUUGGAGCGUUAAAGCAUGCUCAGGUGGGGGUGGCGAUCCUCUCCAGCCCUCCGGAGAAGAUCGGAGAGGACAAGGCACAGAGUCCUGCACAUACCCAUGUCGUACCGAAAAAGGAGCCUAGGCAGCAGAUGACGAGACAGCAGAUAAAUAAUAUGCAGAUUCAGAAAUUGUUGAAAGAGAUUGAGGAGCAGGAACAGGCGACCAUUGUCAAGUUGGGGGAUGCCUCCAUUGCUGCUCCUUUUACUAGUAAAAUGUCCUCGAUUAUGUGCAUUUGUCAUGUGAUCAAACAGGGUAGAUGUACAUUGGUGACGACUCUCCAGAUGUUUAAGAUCUUGGCGCUCAACGCAUUGGUACUCGCCUACAGCCAAUCAGUUCUUUAUUUAUCAGGAAUUAAAUUUAGUGACGCUCAGGCAACUAUGCAAAGUGUACUACUGGCAUUCUGCUUUUUAUUUAUUUCACGAUCUAAACCUCUAAAGACAUUAUCCAAGCAGAGACCACUGCCAAAUAUUUUUAAUUUGUACACGAUUCUCACGGUGCUGCUGCAGUUUGCUGUUCAUUUCUUUUGUCUGAUUUAUUUGGUCAGGGAAGCAACUAUUUACUCUCCACCGGAUGAGAAGUUGAGAAGUAUUCUUUCAACUGAAAACAUCACAGAUACUAAAUCAAGUGGUUUGGACGACGAUGAGGAGCAUUUUGAAGCUAAUGUCGUCAAUAGUGCUGUUUAUGUUAUUUCAUUGGCACUUCAAGUGUGCAACUUUGCUGUAAAUUAUAGGGGCGUACCCUUCAUGGAGAGUCUGGUGCACAAUAAAGCCCUGUUCUACUCACUUCUAGUUAGUUUCGGUCUCGUUAUAGGAUUGGCUUGUGGUCUCAUGCCUUCUAUAGCAGCUCAUCUUAAAAUUGUUGAUUUUCCAGACGAGUUUCGGAGUAUUCUAGUUAUGGUCCUAGUCGGGAACUUUGUAGCAGCCUUUGCUGUCGACAGAGCGUGUCUAUGGUUGUUCGGCGAGGGUAAAAUGCAAAAGCUGUGAUUCAUGACGAACUCCGGACGUCCAUCGCAGACGUUUUGAGGUCUCAGUCGGUGUGCUAGACUGACGUGAACAUGGGUCAAGAUACGUCCUUGGCGGCCAUCUAUGGGAGUCCGUUCUCGAAUGACCAAGAUAAUUUCAAGAUAGCCUCCCACGGAUUGUUCGUAAGGACUCUAUUUGAAAAUAAAUCAAAGAACCAAAUGAUAA
Molecule: messenger RNA, 4010 nt
Organism: Diachasmimorpha longicaudata
Lineage: Eukaryota; Metazoa; Arthropoda; Insecta; Hymenoptera; Braconidae
Product: endoplasmic reticulum transmembrane helix translocase
Exons: 6
Coding region: 324-3806 (1160 amino acids)
Biological process (GO): transmembrane transport; intracellular calcium ion homeostasis
Cellular component (GO): endoplasmic reticulum membrane
Molecular function (GO): ATP binding; P-type ion transporter activity; ATP hydrolysis activity
Source: RefSeq, a predicted model, not a curated record